Messenger RNA from Phymastichus coffea, 1007 nucleotides. RefSeq names its product heme oxygenase 1 (gene Ho). The transcript is spliced from 3 exons. Gene Ontology annotation, molecular function: heme oxygenase (decyclizing) activity. The record is from RefSeq and is a predicted model, not a curated record. The coding region runs from base 270 to 1007 and encodes 245 amino acids. Gene Ontology annotation, biological process: heme oxidation. NCBI's taxonomy places the organism in Eukaryota, Metazoa, Arthropoda, Insecta, Hymenoptera, Eulophidae.
GGCAAUAGGCGCAAGGGUAAAAGAGAGAAGGAAAGAAGACGAUGAAUAACGUCAUCGAUGUGCUAGAGCGAACGCCGUGCGAGUUGCAGCUCCAAAGUGCCACAAACAACUGCAGCAGCUGAGUAGAGCGUAUUUUUUGGUUGUUCUCUCGAUUGAAACAACGCCGAGAGAUCGAGCACCGGUGGCAACAAUGACUACGUGAAUUCGAGAUAACUGUCCACCAUUUUUUUAUUUUUCGUUUGGCGGACUUUUAUUAUUUCCGUAAGAAGAUGCCUGAUAACGAGGAAGACAACUUCUGCAAGAAGAUGCGAAAGACCACCAGAGAAAUCCAUGCGAUUAGCGAUGCCCUAGUCAACGCCAAAUUAGCUUUCGGUUUUAUGGACGACAAAGUAUGGGCGGAUGGUCUUUUAGUUUUCUAUGAAGUUUUUCGUUAUUUAGAAGGUGCCAUGCUAAGAUUGAAAAAUACCAAAGUAGGACAGUUACGAAUUGAAGGGCUUCAGAGAACUGAGGCAUUUGAAAAAGACUUGGAAUUUUAUUUAGGAAAAGGUUGGAUGAAAAAUUACACGCCAAGGGAAAGUGUAGCUAGGUAUUUAAUGAGACUUAGAGAAGUAGAAGACACAGAUCCUUUAUUGCUAAUGGCAUAUAUUUAUCAUCUCUACAUGGGUCUACUCAGUGGUGGGAUCAUUCUUAGAAAAAAAAGGGCUCUUGUACAAAAAAUUAGCCCUUUUAAAGAUACAUUAAGUGGUGGAAACAAUCUCACAGACUUUGGUGAAUAUAAUAUUUAUGAAUUAAAACGUGAAUUGCGCAAUACGAUGAAUAGAAUCGCAGACACUUUAGAUGAAGAAACAAAAAAUAAACUACUCGAAGAAAGUAAAACUGUUUAUAUGUUAAAUAAUGAGAUUAUUAGAAGUGUCAAAGGCGCAGGCACUGUGAUCAUCAAAAAAAUUGGGUAUUUUUUUAUGGCUCUUGUCUUUAUCAUCAUUGUCUUCUUCAACUUUAGACAGUAA